Messenger RNA from Myiozetetes cayanensis, 1811 nucleotides. RefSeq names its product transmembrane protein 230 (gene TMEM230). Gene Ontology annotation, biological process: synaptic vesicle transport. The record is from RefSeq and is a predicted model, not a curated record. Bases 398 to 760 code for a protein of 120 amino acids. Gene Ontology annotation, cellular component: synaptic vesicle; endomembrane system. The transcript is spliced from 4 exons. NCBI's taxonomy places the organism in Eukaryota, Metazoa, Chordata, Aves, Passeriformes, Tyrannidae.
CCCCCAGCCCUUCCGUAUGUCCCAUGUGGAAUAUUGCUCCUCUUUUUAGGGGAUAAUCGCGGAAUCCCCGCUCGCGUUUCCCGGAUCCUCCCCCGGCUUUAAAACACAGCUGAGAUCUGGGAUUAUUACAGCCUUGGUUAUUUUGGCCUUAUAAGUUGCUUACGCCUUGCGUGUUUAUUUAUAUGAAGUAAAUAUUCCUGUUUCUGCUGCUGGAGCGAUUUAAGGCACUCCGGGCUCGGUGUGAGGCUUAAUGGGGUUAAACCUGGCCCUUAAACUCCCCGAGAGAGUAAUUUUUUUAAUGCAUUUAUCAUGAAUAGCUUCUUUCUUGUUCAUAGGUGGUGUAUGGGAAAGGCAGACAACUUGUGCAGGCUCUGGGUGAUGCCCAGCCCUCCAUGGAAUGAUGCCGUCCCGCACCAACCUCUCCGCUGGCAUUCCCAGUAGCAAGGUGAAAUAUUCCAAGCUCUCCAGCACUGAUGAUGGAUACAUUGACCUGCAGUUCAAGAAGAGCCCACCAAAGAUCCCCUACAAGGCCAUCGCCCUGGCUGUUGUGCUCUUCAUGAUCGGGACCUUCCUCAUCAUCAUCGGAGCCCUGCUGCUGGCAGGGUACAUCAGCAAAGGAGACACGGACAGGGCCAUCCCCGUGCUCAUCAUCGGCAUCCUGGUGUUCCUGCCCGGCUUUUACCACCUGCGCAUCGCCUACUACGCCUCCAAGGGCUACCGGGGCUACUCCUACGACGACAUUCCCGACUUUGACGACUGAAACAACCACCCCACCCCGCCCUCCUUGGUUGCUCAGAGCUGGUUUCUGCUCCCCCCCCGGGCCUGGGGGGCCUGGCAGGUCCUCCCAGUGUGUCCCUCGGGCGGUUCCUGGGUUUGAGGUGUUGCAGGUUGGCCAGUUCUGGGGGGGGGUAGGGGGUUUGGGGAGGGGCUGGAACACGGAAUUGACCAAAAGGAAUUGCAAAGAACUUGGGAUUUAUGGUGUUCUUCCUCUUUCCUGCUGCUGGGAAGUCCUUCCCGGGCGUGGCAAUUCUUGCAGUUUUCCAGAAGUAGCUGAGCCGCUUUCAGCAGCAGAUCCUGGUUUUUUUCUGACUGUUUUAUAGAGUUUAGUUUAGUUUUCCAUGAGAUUGUGGUUGUUGUUGGCUUUACCUUUGCAGGCAAACACCGUAGUUCCGUUCUCCCUUUGCUCUCUGUCCAUCAGAAAUGCUUCCAGAGUCCUUGUCCUGAGCUUUCCUUGGAGUAGCUCAAGUCUGAUGUGCUUGACAGGAGGAGGAAAACAGCACAGUAGGAAAUAAUUUACACACUGCACUUGCUACACAGCUCCCUGUCAGGCUGAGCGAGCUCAUUUCCCCACAGGCACAUUCUUCCCAGGAGAGCUUUUCCCAGCCCACUCUUGCUUUGGGCAAAAUCCGCUUAUCCCUCACCAGGAUUUUUGGUUAUUAUUUUCAACAACUGAAUGGACACCGGGAGGAGGGUUGGAAUCCAGAGCAGGGCUCAAGUGUGUAAAUACCAAAAAUCUUGGGUUUGACUGAUGUGGCUGUUGGAGGCAUUCCUGGAGACACUUGAAUUCCAGCUGUCUGUUGGUUUGGGGUCGUUCUGUCCUCGUGGAGCAAAUAUUCUGUGCAGGGGCUGCCCAGACCAGUGCUAGAAGAAUUCCCUGUGUAGUUUGCACUGACCAAAUUCCCUCUGGGUUGCUUUGCCAGCAUCAGUCAGGGCAGGCAGAGCUCCAUGCCUGAGGUGUCCUGGAGAACGUGUGACAGGUGGGGGUGCGAGUGGAUGCAUUUAACAUGAAUAAAGUUCUAUAUUCUGUGUAA